Messenger RNA from Mercurialis annua (annual mercury), 1423 nucleotides. Its product is annotated as uroporphyrinogen-III synthase, chloroplastic. The coding region runs from base 69 to 1037 and encodes 322 amino acids. Gene Ontology annotation, molecular function: uroporphyrinogen-III synthase activity. Gene Ontology annotation, biological process: uroporphyrinogen III biosynthetic process. The record is from RefSeq and is a predicted model, not a curated record. Lineage: Eukaryota; Viridiplantae; Streptophyta; Magnoliopsida; Malpighiales; Euphorbiaceae. Gene Ontology annotation, cellular component: chloroplast. The transcript is spliced from 10 exons.
UUGUUAUUGCGUAGAGAUUUGUUUGAUUAAAGUAAUGAAGAAAGGUUUAAUAUGGCAACAGCUGGCUAAUGGCUUUCCUCUCUUUGCCCAACACGUCGCCAAUGGCAUCAAAUUUCUGUUUCGCUCUUCUUCUUCCUCCUUCUGCUUCUACUGUUAACAUUCAAUUUCACCGCCCAAUUUAUAGUUCCCCGACGUCGUUUUCAAUUCGUUCUUCUACUUCCUCCCCCUCUUCAUCGUCGUCAUGGGCUUCGUCCUCCUCCACCGUUUCCAGUUCGCAGCAGCCCAAAGUUGUGGUCACCAGAGAACGCGGCAAAAAUGGCAAGCUCGUUAAAGCUCUGGCCAAAUGUGGGAUCAACUGCCUGGAGCUUCCUCUAAUUCAGCACACUCAGGGACCUGAUUUGGAUAGACUUCCCUCUGUAUUAACCGCAGAUACUUCUUUUGACUGGAUUGUCAUAACAUCCCCUGAAGCAGGCUCGGUGUUUCUAGAGGCAUGGAAGGCAGCUGGAACCCCAAAUGUCAAGGUAGGGGUUGUAGGAGCUGGUACAGCAAGCAUUUUUAAUGAAGUAUUACAAUCAUCUGGACAAUCUCUUGAUAUUGCCUUUACACCAUCUAAAGCUACAGGUAGGGUUUUGGCAUCAGAACUUCCAAAGAUUGGGAACAAAAGAUGUACUGUAUUGUAUCCAGCUUCUGCCAAAGCAAGUAAUGAGAUCGAAGAAGGCCUGAUGAAUCGCGGAUUUGAGGUUGUAAGACUAAAUACAUACACUACAAUUCCCGUUGAUCAUGUUGACCAAUUUGUUCUGAAGCAGGCACUUAAUUGCCCUGUUGUUGCAGUUGCUUCUCCUUCUUCAAUUCGUGCCUGGGUCAAUCUUAUUUCAAAAUCAGAGCAGUGGAACAACUCAGUAGCCUGUAUCGGUGAGACAACUGCUUCAGCAGCAAAACGUUUGGGCUUGAGGAAUGUUUACUUUCCAACAAAUCCUGGUUUCGAAGGGUGGGUGGAUAGCAUUGUUGAAGCAUUGGGGGCACAUGUUGACUCCUAGAAGUCAGAAGUCUUUCAGGUUAAAUGGUGAUGCAAAAAGUUGGCUGCAAGGCACUGAUGCACGCAUUGCAAUCAGCAAGCAGAAAGAAGAUGAUGUUUUGACAUUUGGAAAGCUUCCCUUUGAGGUCAGUCUAAAGACUAUAGAGGUCAUAACCGAAAGGAUUAGGAUAUUGCUGAAAAAGAAGCUUUGCGCUUGUAUAUAUUAUUUCUAAUUCUAACUGAAAUUCGAUAUCCAUGAACACCUAUUUGUCAACGCCGAAUUUUGCACUUCACCUGCUGACUAGAAGCAGAAAUUUUUAUUUUACUUGAGGUAAUUAUCAUUGUAUAUCACUGUAUUUAUCCCCAUUGACCGGCUGAAGCUUAUUAAGGUUUUUCAUACUUGGUGUA